AUGGAAAAUCACAUAGUUUUGGUGUAUUACUUUAAUUUAUUAAUUGUAAUAGUAAUAUAUAUUUUCUUUCAUGGCAAUAAUCAUUGUUAUAGCAUAAAGAGGUUUAAACUCAAAUUAAUUCACACGAAUAUAAAAUUAAUAAGAAAUUUAGCUGAUUUUUUCAUGUUAAAGAUAAGUAUUUUAAAUGGUUUAGGUCUCUCAAUAAGGGAUGUACAAUUAUUGUAUAACAUGAAUGCAAAUAGAAGUAAAAAUACAACUGAAGUCUAUUUUGAAGAUUCAAGAACUUUAUUUGUAAAAUUAAUUGAUAUAUUAUUUUUAAGAAAUUAUAAAGAAUGCUUAAAGAAAGAAAAAUUGCACCUUAAUUCUAUAAAUAACGUAAUGGAAAUUACAUACCAUCAAUUGUUAAGUUUUUUCCAGAUUUCACUUGAUGGUGUAAAAAAACAUUUAAAUGUGAUAUUUUAGGAUAUAUAUUCUUCUGAUGAAUAUGAAUUAAAUGUAUUUAAUAGUGUAAAUGUUCCCUUGUUUAAUCAUUUGGAUGAUACAUAUUUAUUUAUUAACAAUCAAUACGCACAAGAAUAUUUAGAGAAAUUAAAUUUUAACAAAGAUUUCCCAUUAACAUUAUAAUAAUCCAUUGACUAUUUUGAUCAAUUAAAUAAAAAUAAUAAAGAAUUUUAUUCUAAAUUAAAUAUGAAUGUUUUCAAUUAUCUUAGGUAUACUAUUAGGUAUUUAGACAUACAUGUAAAUAGGUUUCCUAUGAAAUAUUCCUAUGCAAGAGAUAACGUUCCCAUUAAUUCUUACAGAAAUAUAAUGAAAGAACUUUUGAAAGAAUUUACUAAUUCCAUAUUAAGCUAUAACCAAAAAAAAGGAGUUAAUACAAAUAAUCCCCUUAAAUUAAAUGUUGAGUAUAUUAACGAACUUACUGAUAGAAGGCGUAGAACGUUCGAUGAAACUAUAAAAUUAAAAACUCACAUUUUAUUUGUAAAACUAAAUAAAAUAUUAAAUGUCAACAUAAAAUGUUUAAUAUCCUUUAUUGAAUACAUUCUUGAAGUAGAUAAUUCUCGUAAUAAGUUUACAUUAGAAAAAAUUGAAAAAUAUCACGGAGAAGAAAUAUUUAAGGAUAAUUUUUUCAUUAAUGUAUAUGAAUUAUAUUUACAAUAGAAAAAUUAUAUAAAAAAAUCCAUAGCUGAAUUUAACACACAUGUUGAAGCUAUUUUUGGUUUUGAUGUAAAUAGUUUAGGUAUUAGAUCAUUAGUAAAGAAGCUUUAUGGAUCAAUUGAUAGAAAUGAAAUUAAUGAAAUAUUUGGUGUUAUUGUAUUCUCAUUAAUGUAUAAGAAACAAAUAAGUAAAUUUUUAGAUUUUAUUAAAUAACUUAAAAAUGAAUCGGAAAGCAGGUUUGGUAUAAGAAAAAUUUUACAUCUCUAUGAAAGACCAAAUGAAAAUAUUUUGUUUAUUCCAGAAAAUAAAUCCACUAAUUUAUUAUUUAAAUUUUUGAAAUUUAUGAAAGAAAUAAUUUUAUUAAUAAACUUGUACAUAGUAAUGAAAACAUAUUAUCAUUAG
Messenger RNA from Plasmodium gallinaceum, 1557 nucleotides. The record is from the annotation of a RefSeq genome assembly. Lineage: Eukaryota; Apicomplexa; Aconoidasida; Haemosporida; Plasmodiidae.